AUGUCACAAGUUCGCCAAGAUCCGUACCAAACAACCUUUGAGCGUUCUGGAAGUGGGUCCGCAACUCUAGGCGAUCAGCAGUGGGUGCAGUUUCUCGAUUUGCUGGUGGAGAAGAAUUUCUUGACUGACGAAACAGCCCAAAAAUUUCGGCAAGAGCAUGAAGGACGGCCGCACACUUUCGAGCUCUUCCAACGCGAUCUCUGUAGGUGGGCGGAUGUUCAGAGCUCCAUUCCAGUAGACAGCAUCAUCGACAAACUCAAGGAAAAGACUCAGUUCCUUCAUCAAGUGAUCGACGCACAUCAUGAUGCCGAUCCCAUUAACGUCAACUUUUUGCAUCCAGUCAUCACACAAGCUGAAAUACUGAGACACAAACUGGCUAGACUAGAGGAGACGACAAGUAGUGCACUGGUUUCCAAAUGGGUAGCGUCGGAUCUCUUCAGUUCUGUUGAAAACUCUUUCGAGUCCGAGAGUGCAUGUCCGUGGAAAUUCCAGCGAGCGAAUGCUCGAUAUCUGCGAGUUGAAGAAAGACAAAGAGCAAAGCACCAGUUCAGACUUCGUCAUUGCGACGAAAGUACCGAUCGGGUUUUGAAGGAGACAUUUUUCCCUGUGCUUGAGCAAUUUCGUGAAGUACAAAUUGGGAUGGCAACUUUCACGUAUCCACAACUAAAAGACGAAGAGGAUAAAGACCCAGAAUUCGCUAUCGCUGUGAUGAUACGACGCCAGAGCACCAGUGGGGGAGCUCUGUUGUGGCUGGAUAAUCUGGUGUCUGCGUAUAGACAGCUAUCGUUGAGCCCAUACGUCCAGCAAUAUCUCGGAAGUGAAGAGGUAUCUGGAACUGAGGAUGUCACAACCCGGCACUACUUUGAGUUUGUACAGGCACGGAGUCUAUCUGAAAUUCUCUCAGACGACGGAGUACUUCAUGAAACAUCAUCGCUCUUUAAGUUAUACGCUCGAGAACUUCUCCUCGCAAUCAUCGACUUGCUAGAGCAGUCAACGCACCAACUCAACACGCGCUUGUUACCUGAUAAAGUGAUGAUUUCGCACUCGGGUCGCCGCGUUUACUUCGGCAAGCUGGACUUUGGGGGCUACAUCGAUCCCUUCCAGAGCAAGCCGCUCUCAACGGUGAUGCAGCGGAGGGAGCAAUCACUGCUCCAAGAUCUGUCAGUGAUACUGUUCUCAAUGCUGUACCCAGUCACACUCCCGCGAAAUUUACCAGAGUUUCGCACCCGAUAUCUUGGACAUCGAGACAGCAAGUUUGUGUUUCGGUAUCGCAUAAACUGCAAGUCCAAGUGCAAACGACCAGACAGGAAUGAGAUCUGUGUCUCUUGCGGGGACACCUUUGCGAUUGUGUUAGCUGGGGACAACCUCUCUGAUGAAAUGUGGACGUAUCAGACUUCAACAAGCAGUUUGCUGACAUGCGUCGACCGUCGAUACUCACCUAUGGAGUUCCGCUUUCGAGCCAAAUUGAGUGGAGAGUGUACCAUCACAUUUUCGCCCUUGGGCAGCAGAACUGUUGGUACUUUUACAUUAUCCGUGACAAUUUGUCAAGAUAAUUUUCGUUUACACCAGAGCAAAGCUCAGACACUCAUAAGUGCGUGUGCAGCUGUAUCGGAAGCUCCACCAACGCUUCUACAGCAAGUAUCGCCGCGGAUGCUCUUGCUUCAACACGAAUAUUUUCAACCCUUGUCCAAAAUUGAGAGUCAUGAAGUGGAACGCGAGCUGCUGGACAGGGUAUAA
Molecule: messenger RNA, 1737 nt
Organism: Phytophthora nicotianae INRA-310
Lineage: Eukaryota; Oomycota; Peronosporomycetes; Peronosporales; Peronosporaceae
Exons: 9
Coding region: 1-1737 (578 amino acids)
Source: RefSeq, a predicted model, not a curated record